Rhipicephalus sanguineus (brown dog tick) is the source of this 705-nucleotide messenger RNA. RefSeq names its product tissue factor pathway inhibitor. NCBI's taxonomy places the organism in Eukaryota, Metazoa, Arthropoda, Arachnida, Ixodida, Ixodidae. Bases 68 to 667 code for a protein of 199 amino acids. The record is from RefSeq and is a predicted model, not a curated record. The transcript has 5 exons. Gene Ontology annotation, molecular function: serine-type endopeptidase inhibitor activity.
GGAAAGCAUAUCUCUGCCCACCAACAUUUUAUGUUUGCGGACUGUCCAUCUUUCCCUAGACAACGCCAUGAUUUCAAUUGGACAUGUUUUCUUCUGGCUUGUGCUCUCUUUAGAAGGAACUGCACAAGAGCCAACGUGCAAGCCUGGAAAGAAGAACCAACAUGUUAUGUGGAGUUGUUACACAGACGGAAAUAAUAGAACGUGUUACGAAAAGAGUUUCUAUUACAAUGCUGGUGCAGAUCAGUGUACACAAUUCAGUUAUAACGGAUGUGGUGGAAAUGGGAACAAUUUUCCCUCGCUAGAGGACUGCACAGCCCACUGCAAAAAAGGACUCACAGAGUGGGAUCGCAAACUCAUAAAGUACAUCAAGGAAAAGAAUCUUGUCAACUGCACAACCCCUUAUCGACGUUCGAUGAACGACGGCAAUAUCACACGGUUUCACUAUGACAGUAAAGAAAAUAAAUGCAGGAGGGUUAAUGUCUCUAACGGCGAUGGCUACUUUCCCGCACUGCGUCACUGCUUCUCCAUGUGCAACACAACAAAAAUCGUCCCGCGGAGGUGUAAGAGGCCAAUGGGACUUGGAUCUUCGCCAGUAGAUGGGUGGAAGUGUCGUUACGAAACGAGCUAUAUGACCCUUAUUUGCUACAAGCCAAAAAUUAUACGAUAAUAAAGACGUGCUAGUUAAACACUACGAACUUGGAAGAA